Xyrichtys novacula (pearly razorfish) is the source of this 8862-nucleotide messenger RNA. Lineage: Eukaryota; Metazoa; Chordata; Actinopteri; Labriformes; Labridae. The record is from the annotation of a GenBank genome assembly.
AUGUUCAAGACCAGCUACCUGCGUGAGGUGCGCAAGGAGAAGUAUGAGCGUUCAGAUGUCUUCGAUGAGGAACCUGAGUACUCUGAAUCCUCUGCGGGCAUCUCGGCUAUCCAGGGCUGGGAGAGCCUACAGGAGCUCAACAGCCGCUUUGCCCGCUACAUCAACAGGGCCCGAGUCCUGGAGCAACGCAAUGCUGUUUUCCGCAAACAACUGGAGACCCUGCAGCGGAUGGAAGAAGCCAGCGGACUGGAGGAGGCCUUCACAGAGCAGAUUGAAGUUAACAAACAGAGAAUCAGAGAGCUUUUUUCUGAGCACGCCAAGCUGGAGAGAGAGCUGAGAGAUGCCUGCCGGAUGUUGGAUGAAUUCACCAGCAAGUAAGAGAGCGGGGAGUGGAGAGUUGUGGCCUUUCUGUGAUAGUGUGGACAGAAAAAUCUCAACUUUGGAGUCCUUGGGUUGUGUACAAAUGUCAUUUUAUUCCAAGUGUCACUUUGUUGCCCUUUAAUGCCAGACACCACAAAUCAUGGUCAAAAAAUUCAAUUUUUUUUGGAGCUGAAAUGUUUAUUUCACUUACGACUGAAAACCAAAAAAAUCAAAAUGUCCUUGAAAUGUAACAAAUAUAUUUAUUUAUCUCAUUUGAUACAUUAGAUGUUUUUGGAAACUGAUAAACAACAAGAGGACAUUAUUUAUCAGACUGUAUUUUUUAGUAAUUUAUUGAUCAUAUUGAUUUGAUAGAAGUAUAUAAAAGUAUUAAAGGGUUCAGAAAAGAUGGUAAAAAACCUUAACCAGAUGCAAAGACAUCAGUUUGGGGAAAAAGACAAUUAGAUCAGUAGUCAAAAUUAUUUAUUGCAAUCAAUGCAAUCAAACUGUCAAAAAAUAUACUGAUUACUGUGACGAGUCACUGUGUCACUAAACACGAUUGAAAGUUGCUAUAAUGCAAUAAUGUGAUGUCAAAAGGUCACAGAAAUAUUUAAAAAUAUUUAAAGUAUCAUAGUGGUAUUAAUAUAUUAAUGUUUAAUUCUCACAAGCAACCUCUUGUGACUUUAAUAAACUCAGACUACAACAGUUAAAAUAGAGAAAUUUGUUUAGUAUCACAGACAGACUCUAUUAAAGGAGGAGAGAAAGUUACAUUUUAUAAAUUGAUUGAACUUAACAUUUCAAAUAUCCAUAAAUUCCUCAAAAACUAUUAUAUAUCAACUGACUCCACCCACCAUGUUUCUGAUUCUCUGAGAAGAAUAUUGAGCAACUUUAGUGGAUUCAGGAGGUCAAGAGAGCUGGGCUCACCGCUCUGUGAACCCAAUUUACAGCCCUGGAAUAGUGCGUUUACAGAGCCGUGAAGAUAGAUUUGUUCAUUGAUGCUCUCUCACCCUUUGCACAUGGCACACACAUGCAGUUAAACUCAAGAAACGCACAGGUUAAUUAUGAUAAUUGCUCACUGUCAGGUUGAACUGUUUCUGAAAUUAACACAAACGAGGUGUUUCUAUUUUGUAGAUACAGAAAUGAAUGUGAUUAUCAAGAGCAGCUUCGAGGCACACUGGAACAGCUAAACAAGGUAGAGUAUGGAUGAAAGGAGGUUUCUCCAAUUGAUUACUGUAAUAAAAAUGCUUAUUUUUACUCCGACAUGUCAAAUCCAAUACAAUUAGCUUCAAACAUGCCUAAAGCUUCACUAAGUACACACCGUGCCAUUAAUCGUGUUUUCCAUUGGAUUCUCCAUUGUUCCUCUCUUCUCUUCUCUUCUCUUCUCUUCUCUUUUCGUCUCUCUUGCAGGAGGCUGACAGUGCUUUGCUGAGAAACCUUGAGUUCCAGAUUCAAUCGCAGUUCCUGCAAGACGACAUUAACUCAACCAGAGAUAGACACAAGAAGGUCAGUCGCAUUAUCGAUAAGGAAUAAAUUAUCGUAACUUCCAAACCUGAAAAUUAACUGACUGUUGCAGCACUGGCUUCUUGAACAACCCUCACACUAAUCUGCCAUGCAAUAUGAUUUUGGAUUAGUUAACCAAAUCGUUAAAAAUGCACUCAGACCACAUUUAAGAGCGUCUGUGCAGCCGAGAAGGUCAGAAUAUAAAAAUGUGAGGCCUCUAAACUCAGAUUGGGUCAUUUUAGAGCCUUUUUAUAAUGAGAUGUCUGCAUUUUUAUGGCACUCUGGCAUGCUUACUCAGGCUGGCAUUUGAAAACGGCGUGGACAAUGACACGUUGCAAUGAAAAAACAAAGGGUUUUGCAAACUGGUAUUUGUUAAUGGCCACUUGUGACUUUGCAGGCGUUAUCUUUUUAUAGAAACUGACACUAUUUGAUGCAAGAAAUCAGAGUUAGCAGUGAGAAACUGCAGUGAUGCUCAGGAAAAAUUAGACAGGCACUGAGCUCUUAUUUAUUGACUUUUAAACAGUGACAGGCUGUCUUGAAAAAAUAGCUUCAAUUAUGUCCUGACAUCGUUCAAAGCAGUCCACAUCAAGAAUAUGAGAAUUAUGAGGAGCAUUGUACUUUUGUUGAGGUACAAGACCUGAACAAAUGGGCCAGAGGAAAUACUAUGAUAUACCCAGGGCUUUGGCAGCAAUUUUACCCUUGAUGUGGGUGAAGAAAGGUUUAAUGGAAAAAUUUAACAUGUCUGCUCAUGGGCACUGAGAUAUGACAGGACAGCGGCAGAGAGACAAGGGCUGAAAUAUAACCCUCUGUGCAGGGGGGGAAUGGCUUAAAGGUGCAAAAAUAAUGGCCACAUAAAUGCUGAGACUAAAGAAAACCAGGCUGUCACAUAAUGCUUAAAGCACACUCUCUAUUGCUAGCUCUCUCUCUCUCUCUCUCUUUGUCACCCAGUGCUGCUUUUGAUGAUGAAUUAAUGCAUGACAUUGCAGUAUUGCGAUAGCACAUCAAAAGGCUCUGCUGUAGGGAAAGAAAAGGAUGCAUAUGAAUAAAUGGGCCUUUACACCUGAGCUUUAUAGUAGAGGAGGAGGAGGACAUACACCUAGAGAGAAAGUCUCUUUAUUACCCAGUCAGAGAUCAUGCUCGACCUAAUGGAUUUCUAGAAAAAGAAAGAGAUGCUGAGAGUGUGAUGAAUAUAUAUCAUAGCCAAUGAAAUUCUUUUGUCAGACACCUUCAUUAUCUGUCAAACCUUACAGAGAAAUGUAAAAGUAAGUAGGUGGUUAUGUAACUAGACUGAAUGAAGGAGUUAAAUUUUGCAGCGUGAAACUGAUUGGGGGUGUUCAGAGUUUUAUAUUUAAUCUUUUUUUGUCUUUUAUUCUUCUCAUUUUCUUCUCAGAACCUUGCAGAGAUCCAGACCUACGUGAACAUUUUGCAGCAAAUCAACCAGACGCUGCCUCUCACUCCGAACGUCUCAGUGGGCAUUUCAGAGGUGAGGUCAAUAAUGUCGUCACCGAAUGUUUUUGUGUGCCACAGUCCUUGGCGGAGAAGAUGGUGUUUGCUAAGAGUGUCAGCCUUCCCUUUGUGCCUGUUGUGAUGAGUUUUUUUGUCAUGUGAGUCCACGUGACUUUUAUCUUGCAUAAUGGUGAGAGUGGAAAGCUCAGAUGCUGUUAUAUUUUUCAUACUCAGGGUUCAUUUGGAUUCUGGGAAAUCUAAAUUCAAGCAAGACAGUCUAAAACUAAUAAAAAAAUCAGAUUAUCAUCAAUAUUUUGCACAAUUUACUAUUAAUUACUUAAUUUAUCGCCAAGUCUGUAGGUGAAAAAACAUUGUCUUGGCUUUUUUGUGUCUGGACAGUACAGCACUGAAAGAUGACAAUCAGAACAAUCAACAGUCAAAAUCUUUGAAGAAAUUAGGCUGGUGUUUGAAACAGUACAACAUAUUUAUCACCAAUAAGCUACAGUCAGACAAAAGAUGAUGAACAGGGAACAUCUAAAAGGAAAUUUAGCCAUAUUUCAAGAUAAAAUAACAAAAUUUAAUAAACCCCAGUUGAGUAAGAGCCAUAGCUUCUCGGUGAGUUGAGGAAGUGGCUGAAGUCUAACAGUACUGUUCUGUGUUUUUAUACUAUAUAGUAGUACAGUAAAUGAAAUAAUGUUCCAUUCGAAGCCAAGUAAUGUAAGCUUAGAUUUGUGUAAAUGUUAGCUUUGACUGUGUGAAGGCCAAAGCUGAUUUCCUUUUGCUGUAUAGAGUUGAAACAUUGCCAAUCGCUGACACAGAACCCAAACAAUAAAACAGCGCUUCUUUUUCCAGCUUUUAAAUGUGACAUCCCAGGAAAAUUACCUGUGCUGAUAUGUUAAAUUACUGCCCCGGGUGUUUAUUUGUAUAGGCACCCCUCUCCCCACACGUGUAGGCGUGUUUGUAAACACGUGUGAAGAGACACAACUAUAGACAUACUGCAUGUGCAGGCCAUCAACUCCAAUAUACGAGGGUACAUCAGGAAGUAAAUGCAGAGGAUGGAUGAGCUUAAUGUAUGAGGAACUGCACUCACAGCAGCUAACAUAUGUGCAGCAGAUUAUGACGUAUUCAUAGAAACAUUUCACAGAGGUAGAGCUAGUCUUAAUGGAGAAAUAGUACAAUUAGUUCCAUUAAGAUAGAGAGCAGCAGUGAGUGGUUGCUUGUUGUGCAAGAACCUAGAAAAAUAAGAAACUGGGGGAUAUAGAUUGAGAUGCUUUAUUUAAGUUGAACAAAUGUUUUCAGUCAUUCUGCUCUUAUCAAAAUUAAUCAUUAACGCUUCAUUUUACGAUACACUUAUUAACAGGUAAUUAAUAGGUAAUUACCCAGUAACAACAUGAAAUUAUGUGGUAAUUACAUGAUAACUACUAAGUCAAAACUGUGAAGCUACCAGGUAGGUAAUCAUCACCAUCAUCAUAGAAAUUUGAAGCCGAAUUGCUCUGGUAUUUCCAGGAUUUCCUCCGCUUCCUGGAACCACCACUUGCGCAGUAGCACUGUUCGCAUUCAGCGGUUGAGUCACUGUGAUAAUGCUCGGCUCAAACAGCGUAUCGCUACGCAGCCUUCGCACGCCCAUACGCUGUAUCAAGUGUCAAUCAUAGAAAAUAAGAACCCCAAAUAGCUUGUGAAAAUGGAGCAGGACAGAAAAAAGAAAAAAGGAAAAACUAGACAGUAUUGGCUCAGUAGUUAUCAUGUAAUUACUAGAUAAUUUCAUGUUGUUACUGGGUAAUUACCUGUUAAUUACCUGGUAAUAAGUGUACCGUAAAAGAAAGCGUUACCAAUUAAUCUAUCAUGUUGUGUAAUUCAAGAUCCUGUGAGGAUGGUAAACUAGACUGUCAGCCUCAAGAUUUAUAAUUGCCAUUUUUAGGUUGUAAUGCAUGAAGAGGGUAGCAAUCAGGAAUGUAAAUCAGCCGUGAUAAAUGAUACAUGUGACUGUUUAAAAAAAGCAGGAUAAGAUUUUUGCCUUUAUAAAAAAUAUUUACAACUGUGCGGGACAAAAUUAGCAAGUAUACAAGACAUAUCACCUAAUACACCGAAAUUAUACACAAUAGUCAAGCACCAAAAUUACACUGUCAAGCUUGAACUUGCAAACUUGAAAUUGAAUUUCUUAAUUAGAUUUUAUUGUGUGUGUAGAGUUUUACUAUCAUGCAAUGAUCCAACUCUGAAAUUAGACUGUCACCAUUAAAAAUCUCAGCCCCUCAGGAAAGAUCCAACUCAUAACUGUUUGUGUUCAUUUUUAUGACCUCAAUUUUCUAAAUCUUAACCAAGAAACCCCAAACUCUUUGAAUAAGGUUGUUUAAGUUUAAGUUUAAGCCGUAGAAGUGAAUUGAAAUCAUUCUGAUGAGAAUAGGAGGGACAUUUUUAGUUUUAAUAACAGGUUGGUCUAAAACUUAAUAGAUAUAGAUACUCUGCGGCCACAUGAUGUAUAAAACUCAAUGGACUAAAAAUAGUUCAACUUUUGAGAAGAAUGACUGUUAACUUUUGACAAGACUAAAAACAAGUUAAGCUCUUGCUCCUUGGAAUUAUCUGAAUUAUUAUUGAGUGUCUGGAAAAUGCACACGUCUCUCCAAAUACUGAGAAUUCCAGAGCUCUGAAACUGAUGAACUUAAAAGAUGCUUCAUUGCUGGGUAUGUGUGAAGUGCAUAUAUGAACUGUGCCUCCCUGCAUGUCCUCAGUGGUUUGUGCAUCAUGUUUACAGGAGCAGGAGAAGCUGCUGGCCCAGAGGAAAGUACCAGAGCUGCAGAGUCAGCUGGAGGAGUUCAAGAGCGCCCUCUGUCAGCUGCAGGCUCAGAAACAUCGUCUGCAGACUGAGGUGAGUCCUGUGGUCACUGUAGCAGUAGGUAAAGGCAGUAAUUUACUUGCAUUUACUUCAAAAGUUUUUCUCAAUGUGACUUUUUAUUUCACAUGACACUUUUUUAUAUAUAUUUUUAUUCAUAAAAACACAAAGCUAAGUCCUCUUUACAGGCUUCUACAGCCCCAGUGUUGUACAUGCUGCAGUAGAACCACUAGAUGUCAGCCAUGACUGUCUAAUCAUAAUAGAGUAGCGAGGACAAACAGUGUUUUUAACCUAAAAGUCUAGAUUCUCAAAUGAAACUUUUUUCUUUUGGUUGUGUUGUUUACUCUUUUUUUUAUUAUUAUUAUCAAUAACCAGUUUUAUUUGAUUUAUUUGAUUUUCACCCUUUUUCAACCUUCCUCUGAGCGUUUUUUAAAAUUCAUGACUAUAGAGCUGCUGUUACUAUAAAUUGCUUGAUCAUUGCACUAUUGACUCUAGUGGGGCUUUGACAAUUUUAACCACACUUCCCGAAUCAUCUCCUGUCUUUGUCUCUUCCUUAAGACUACAAUGUUGGACCAAGCCAUCAAAAACACACAGGAGAGUUACGAUGAUGAGAUCCAGACGUACAACGAGCAGAUUGAAUCGCUGCGCAAGGAGAUCGAAGAGGCCGAGAGGUCGCUGGAGAAGUUCACCAGCGAAUGUCGCCACCUCUCUAUGUACCAGACGUCUCUUGAGAAUGAGCUGGAGAGGUACAAGAGGAUCAUCGAGAACGAGGACAACAGGUGCGCUGCCUUGACCUAGUUGCAGACACUUAAAGACCUGCUGACAUUGGCACUUAAAGUCUGAAUGGUUGAGAUUGGCUCCUUGCAUCUUUACUCUUCUUAAAAGGCAGAAUACAAUACUGAUAAAAUAAGAUGUUGUUGAUAUUGUGUCUUUAAAAUCAAAUUUAUGCAUUUCUUAAACAUCGGUUUCUAGGGUGCAUGAAGGUCACUGUUUCAUGGCCUUUCUAUGUAUUGAAAAAGGAUCAAUAUGUGACUUUAAGUACGAUGGUUAAGUCCUCAGAAAAGGAGAGGCAUGCAUGCAGAAUCAUCCAGCAGGUGGCACUGUACCACAACAAAUGGUUUCCUCUCUUUCAGUAGCACAAUAACAAGGCUUCUUUCUUUCUUUCUUUCUUUCUUUUUAAACUUGUGAAAUUUUGAAGUUUAAAGGUAUUUUCCUACCCUUUUCGAAUCACAUUUCCUUUUAAGACUUCUCUGGGAAACAAAGCUGCUCAGUUGUAGGUUUGACAUUUUACUGCUCUUUUUCUCUGCAGGUUGAACUCAGCGAUAAUUGGCACUCCUAUUACCCUGUUCACCACUAAUUAUCGCUACACUCACACACCCACUGCAUCAAACAGAGGGAGAGGUAAGACCUUCAUGAACAUAUACCUGCUAGUAUACACUGAGAAUCACCUCUAGGUGUUCGAACAAUCAGCUACCAAUAAGAUAGGUUUUGUCACCAGUAGAGAUUCAGCCGUAACUAUCCAGCUGCGUCAGAUUUUCAAAGACUAGAUUGCUCUAAAGCACGCUACACCACUGAAAUGUCUCAUUAGUUCAUGAAUCCCACCUAGUUAACAUGUGACUCUGUGUCUAGAUAUCACCCUGGCCAUCCAAGAUAUCACCAGCAUCAAGCCCCGCCAGAAGAUUCUUGCCAAGAAGGUCUUCAAGAAGAAAGAGCUGUCCCCUAAAGAGAUGGCUGACAGCAACCCGGAGGACAAAAACGGGGCAACUGCUGGAGAGGCUCAGGAUGACGACACAAAGGGAAUCCCAUCAGAGGAAGUGCAGGAGGAGAGGAUGAAGAGAGCCGAGCACAGACCUGUCCUCACUGGGGUGUCUCCACAAGAUGUCCCAGAUGGGGCUCAGAUUAGCAAAGCCUUUGACACUCUUUGUAACAUCGUCAGAGAUAGAAUGAGGAAGUACAAAAAGCCAGAGCCAAUCGCUGACUUCUACACCAAGGGUCGUUAUGUCCUCGUCACCGGUGACAGCAGCUACCCAGAUCCCUGCUUCUGCACCUCCACACCAUCAGCUGGCCGUGUCUUUGUCACUAUUAGAGAUGGAGUGAUACCUCCCUAUGACCCUCACAGACACAUAGGACCCUCUCCUUCUCCUACACCUACUCCAACUCCUAUUCCUACACCUACUCCUAUUCCUACUCCUUCUCCUACUCCUAUUCCUAUUCCUACUCCUACACCUACUCCUAUUCCUACUCCUCCUCAACCAAUUGUAGACCCAAGGCCUCUUAGUCCCACCUAUCCUUCUAAGGGCGGAGAAGGAAAGGACGAUAAAGAAAGAGGGAAGGACAAUGGAGGUAAAGGUAAGCAUAGGGAUGGGGAGCCUCAACCUUACUCCAAAGAUCCGAGUCCACUCCCUCCACACCCUGGCCCAAGUCCUGGCCCAUAUUCUGGUCCAAGCUCUGGCCCCAAAGAUCCAACUCCAGCUGCUGAUCAACCAAAGAAGAACAAGGACGACAUUGGUCCAAGUGGGCCAACUCCAAAGCCUGCUCCUCGUGGUGCAAGCACCAGCUCCAGCUCCAGCACCAGCUCUGGAAGCUACACCCCUGACGCCCUCAGCUAUGAGAAGGUGGAGGUGGUGGAAUCUGUAGAGAAAUUCUCUAACGGCCGCAAGAUGAAAGGUUACGAGGAGACUUCCAUGGUGGUGGAGACCAUGAUCGAGAAGUCCAGCAAGAAGAAGCAUUGA